This is a messenger RNA of Mus musculus (house mouse), 461 nucleotides long. It is a transcript of the gene H2bc11, whose product is annotated as H2B clustered histone 11. The coding region runs from base 33 to 413 and encodes 126 amino acids. The transcript has a single exon. NCBI's taxonomy places the organism in Eukaryota, Metazoa, Chordata, Mammalia, Rodentia, Muridae. The record is from RefSeq and is marked reviewed.
GGUAUAGCUCUACGUAGAGGUCCUGCUUCACUAUGCCUGAGCCUGCGAAGUCCGCUCCCGCCCCGAAGAAGGGCUCCAAGAAGGCCGUCACCAAGGCCCAGAAGAAGGACGGCAAGAAGCGCAAGCGCAGCCGCAAGGAGAGCUACUCGGUGUACGUCUACAAGGUGCUGAAGCAAGUGCACCCCGACACCGGUAUCUCCUCCAAGGCCAUGGGCAUCAUGAACUCGUUCGUGAACGACAUCUUCGAGCGCAUCGCGAGCGAGGCGUCCCGCCUGGCGCAUUACAACAAGCGCUCGACCAUCACGUCCCGGGAGAUCCAGACGGCCGUGCGCCUGCUGCUGCCCGGGGAGCUGGCCAAGCACGCGGUGUCGGAGGGCACCAAGGCCGUCACCAAGUACACCAGCUCCAAGUGAGCGCUCCAGGCUGACACCAAAUCCAAAGGCUCUUUUCAGAGCCACGCA